CUUCUUCGUUCAACUUAAACUGCGUCUUCCUCUACGUUGUAUUAGAGUCUUCCGUUUGAUCUCCAAAAUUUCUAGGAGCUUCAAUCCGAUCAGUCAUGGACGAGAUUGAGCUGAAAACAGCACCUGCUGACUUCCGAUUCCCUACUACAAAUCAAACCAGGCACUGUUUCACUCGUUACAUCGAGUUCCACAGGUGCCUGACUGCAAAGGGUGAGGAGUCUGGUGAAUGUGAAAGAUUUGCAAAGUAUUAUCGUGCUCUUUGCCCUGGUGAAUGGUAUAUAACAGAUGAAAGCAACGAUGGAUGGGCUCCAAACUGGAUGGCCUGAGAGACGUACGAAGCUGAAUUUUUUUGGACCGAACACAUUGGUUGAUAUUUCUUUCUUAGGAAGGUAGGGCAGAAAGUAUGAAGUUUUGAUGUGUACUUGGUUGAACAGGAUGGGGUAUAACCUACACUAUUAAAAUGAACAUGGAUGGGUUAGCGAUUAAGAGGAUUUAGUUUUGUAAGAUUGUUUAAUGGUUGGUGCGGAUCGCUAGCUGGAUUUGGGCUUUUGAGUAUGGGGUCUUACUCAAAUCUUGGGUUGUCGAAGAUUUUGCAUAAUUUAGAUUUCAUGGUGGGUCAUAGCUCGAAUGGUUACGUUGAACAAAGUUUUUGCAUGAUUUUGAUUUCAAGGUGGGUCACAGGACCUUAAGAUUUUGA
This is a messenger RNA of Cucumis melo (muskmelon), 697 nucleotides long. Its product is annotated as cytochrome c oxidase subunit 6b-2. NCBI's taxonomy places the organism in Eukaryota, Viridiplantae, Streptophyta, Magnoliopsida, Cucurbitales, Cucurbitaceae. The record is from RefSeq and is a predicted model, not a curated record. The coding region runs from base 96 to 326 and encodes 76 amino acids. Gene Ontology annotation, cellular component: respiratory chain complex IV; mitochondrion. The transcript is spliced from 5 exons.